Molecule: messenger RNA, 4354 nt
Organism: Colletotrichum destructivum
Lineage: Eukaryota; Fungi; Ascomycota; Sordariomycetes; Glomerellales; Glomerellaceae
Product: Putative NACHT nucleoside triphosphatase, P-loop containing nucleoside triphosphate hydrolase
Exons: 8
Coding region: 365-4354 (1329 amino acids)
Molecular function (GO): protein binding
Source: RefSeq, a predicted model, not a curated record
CUUCAUAGUGUGCCACCUCACCUCGGCAUACCGCUCUUGGCCACUCAAAUGCCUUGCCAUCACUGGUGCAAACAAAACGUCGCCUCGGCUUCUCGUCCACAUGGUAGUGGGGUGCGGAAGCGACGCCGUGUGAAGCAGUCACAGAGCCUGACCCAAGGGUGGUGCGCCUGAUGUGCAGUGAGGCGCACUCGCGUUGCACAGAAACCAUCCCUCACCCGCCUAGGCACUCCAUCCGACUUACCCCGCUUGCGCCCAUCACGUCCACCCUCUGUCAACAUCUAUCGCUGCUCUGCGAGAACGCUCGACGUCCGGCUCCUUUGGUGUGCGGCAGAAAAGGCCACCUCAGCGUGCGAGUGCCCUCACAAUGGCUGUUGCCCAGGCUCUCAGACCGAGUGGCGACGACUUCUGGGCCGCCGCUAUCAGCACGCUUGGGGACGAUUUGACGUCCGAGAUUGAUUUCACCGGAGGGUCGAAGCAGACUCCGAUCGACGAGCUUCUGGCCGCAACUAAGGAAGCGAGGGAUGGCUUGGACGCGAAGUCAUGGUCCUUCACGCGCAAUGGCAAGAAGGUCAUUGUGCGCGACCUCUUGACCAAGGUGGCCAAAUGGGUCCAUCACUUCAAGGAGGUGGGCGAUAUCGCCGUGCAAUACGACCCGGGUCACGCUGCUCUGCCGUGGGCGGGCGUCCGCUUCCUACUGAAUGUCGCGGUGGGGGAUCUGGAUACCUACAGCAGCAUACUCGAGAGAACCGUCGACAUUGCCGAGCUCAUCUGCCGCAACGCCCUCAUUGAGAGUCUGCUGAAGAGUGUUUCAACUGCCGCCGCGGAGGAACUGCGUCGCGCCCUGGUCAAGCUAUAUGCCACCAUCUUGACUUAUCUCGCCAAGGCGAGGUCGUACUACCGCAAAAACACCGCCGCACGUGUCAUUAAGCACGGGGUUCUCGCCUCGGCCGACUUGGAUUCUGCGUUUACCGCCAUCACCGAAGCCCAACAGGACGUAACUCAGUGUUCUGCCGUCUUCGGCUUGGAAGCUCAAUUUGAGAUGCAUGGGGAGCUUAAGCAGAUGCUGAAGGGGUUCAACGACCCCGUCAAACGCUGGAACGAGGCACUCAGCGCCCUGACGGAUCAACUUGACUUGAAACGGAGAGUAGAGAUUCUCCGUUGGCUCUCCGACGAACCACACCAACAGCACCACCAACAGACAUACGGUGAGGUCAUGGAAGGAACAGGUAAAUGGCUCCUUCAAGACCCGACCUUUCUCCAGUGGAAGAACGAAAGCGCAUCGUCGAUCCUGUGGCUUCAUGGUAUCCCAGGCUCCGGCAAGAGCAAGCUUACUUCAAUCGUUGUCAAGGACGCACAGGAUGCAUUCUCGAACAACCAAACUCCAGCCCCGGUUUAUUUCUAUUGUUCUCGCAACCCAGCCGAGCCUGGACGCUCCGACCCUUCCAGGAUAGUGGCAAGCUUUGCAAGGCAGCUCUCAACCCCCGUGGCACGAGGGCCGCUUCUCGAAGACGCCGUUAGGGUUUACCAAAAACGAGAAGAGGACGCCUUCGCGUCUGGACCGCUUCACCUGGAAGAAAGCAAGGACCUUAUCAUCAAACUGCUUGAUCAAUACAAGUAUGCGACGAUGACCAUUGUGAUUGACGCCCUCGACGAAUGCGCCGAAGCAAGUCGAGGUCGUCUCUUGGAAUUGCUGGAGGACCUUCUAAUGACAUCUCCUUGUCUACUCAAGAUAUUCGUCUCUAGUCGAGACGAUCAAGACAUUGUCUACAGGUUGGAUACUUAUCCGAAUUUACACCUUUCUUCCGACCGCAACUCGGAAGACAUCGAUCUUUUCGUGCGGACGGAAACGACACAUCUCAUUGGCAGGGGAGAGCUGCUACGAUCAAGCACGAGAAAGAGAGAACUACGCGACAAAAUCGUCAACGAGCUCACAGACAACGCACAUGGCAUGUUUCGUUGGGCCAGCCUCCAAUUGCAGGAGCUUUGCCGCCAGCGGACCGAUGAAGCAAUUGUCGAAAGACUGGGACGACUACCAAAGACUCUGGAAGAUCUAUAUCGAGAAAUAUUAUCCAGGAUCGAAGGCUUUGAAGCAGAGACUGACCGACUAUUGACACGUAGCGCUCUUAGUUGGCUACUCUGUGGCCAGGAGCAGCUUAAGUCAGACUGCUUUCUAGCCGCUGUGUGUCUAACAAAGCACGAUGCAGCCUACAGAAUUUCAAAAACUCAACUACUAGAAUUGUGUUGCAAUUUGGUUCUCUACGAUUCUACACAGGAUGCGUUCCAGUUCUCGCAUUUGUCGGUCCGAGAAUUCCUCGAGUCUCAAACGGUCUAUCAGCUAGUGGCUGUCAACGCGCUGGUGGCGGAAUCAUGCCUUUACAUUGUCGACGAGAUGCACAAAUACCCCGUGUCAAACCCUCUCCUAGAGUAUUGCGACAGAUUCUGGGCAGAACACGCUCAGAAAGGGUUACAUGGUGAACAAGAAACACUGACACGAACUUUGCAUUUCUUUCUUUCUAAAGAACGAGGGACAACACAGGUUGGAGACUGGCAAAAAAGAAUCCAGCGUUCGACUGCGCGUAAGUCAUUGGGGAUCGGAACUAAGCUCCAGAGUUCCAUCAGAACAAUACCUUCAGUUUUGUUGGUUGUAUGUGCAUUCGACUUAGCAGGUGUCUUGAGUCUAGAUGAAUGGACACACCUGAGCACAAGAGAUCCUGGCGCGUUUCGCAACACACAUCAGGAAGUCGCCGCGAAGCAUGGGGAAGGGAAAAUUGUGGCUUGGCAUUUGGACAGGAAUAUCCCUUUCGAGACGGGCGAAAUCACCCUGACAGCUGUCGCCGAGAACAGGGGUAGUGGCCACAAGAUCAUGGCGCUGCUUCUCGACAAGCGUGGGGACGAGAUCCGGAUCACAGAAGACGUCGUCGAAGCCGCAGCUGAGAACAAGGAAAGUGGCAAGGAAAUCAUGGCGCUGCUUCUCGACAAGCGUGGGGACGAGAUCCGGAUCACAGAAGACGUCGUUGAAGCCGCAGCUGAAAACGAUGAAAGUGGCAAGGAAAUCAUGGCGCUGCUUCUCGACAAGCGUGGGGACGAGGUCCGCAUCACAGAAAACGUCGUCAAGGCCGCAGCUGAAAACCGGAGGAGUGGUCAGCAGAUCAUGGCGCUGCUUCUCGACAAGCGUGGGGACGAGAUCCAGAUCACAGAAGGCAUGAUUUCAACUAUUGUGAGAACGUUUAACCAUGCAGUCGUCGGCCUGCUUCUCGACAAGCGCGGAGACGAGAUCCAGAUCACAGAAGUCGUCGUCAAGGCCGCAGCUGCAAACUGGAGGAGUGGUCGGCAGAUCAUAGCACUGCUUCUCGACAAGCGCGGAGACGAGGUCCAGAUCACAGAAGACGUCGUCAAGACUGCAGCUGAGUACGGUAGCUACGAGACUAUGGCGCUACUUCUUGACAAGCGUGGAGACGAGGUCCAGAUCACAGAAGACGUCAUCAAGGCUGCCGCUGGAAACGAGAAUAGUGGCAAGGAAAUCAUGGAGCUGCUUCUCGACAAGCGCGGAGACGAGGUCCAGAUCACACAAGAUGUCGUCAAGGCUGCAGCUGCAAAUUUAAAUCAUGGCCAGCAGAUCAUGGCACUGCUUCUCGACAAGCGCGGAGACGAGAUCCAGAUCACAGAAGUCGUCGUCAAGGCUGCAGCCCAAACCGCGGCUUGUAAGCAGCUUGUUGGUUACCUUCUUACACAACGGAGCGCUGAAACUAGAGCCUCUAUAACAUCCCAGGCGUGCUUCACAGCCUCCGCUUGCGGCCAGUUAGUAUCUUUGCACUAUCUUUGCCAGUACAUCCCGCUUGAGAAGGUGGAGCCUUUGUGGGACGACAUCGGCCGCCUCUAUCGUGCGGCUGAGACAGGCAACGCGGACGAAAUCGAAAAGCUGCUGGAGACAGCAGUUCCACUGAACACCAGAGACAGUUUCGGCCGAACACCCCUUUGGAUUGCCGCAGGCAAUGGGCGAGCGAAGGUUGUUGAACUUUUAUGUCAACAAAGUGAGGUCGAUGUCGAUUCCUUGUCGUCUUCGGGACGAUCACCAAUCUUUUGGCCUUCUGCUUGCGGCAACGAGCGCAUUGUUACCGUCCUUCUCUCUGCGGGAGCGAAGACCGACUUCAUAGAUGCAGAGGGGCAAACCGCUGUGUCCAUGGCGAGACAGAAUGGGCAUGGGAAUAUCGUGCGCCUUCUUCUUAGCUCAGAAGCGGCAAAACAACCAAAGGCUGCCUGGAUCUGGGUGAAGGCAUGGAGGAGCUGGGUUUCUCGACUUUUGAUCGUCGCCCUCCUGUGUCUUGUCGGUACUGUUGGAUGUGCAAUACUCUAG